AUGAAGCUGCUUGACGACAUCGCAGGCGUGAAGAAGUUUCGGCCGAGCAUUGGAGCUCAGGACAGACUUGCCGACACUCGAACAGACUGGGCAGCGUUUCUUGAAACGCUCAAAACUGAUGGGAACAUUGAGGGUAGUCAUUCGGAUAGUGACUCGGACUGCUACUACAGUCCCACCGCAAGUGACUCGGAGUCUGAUCAGUCAGAUGAGGAAACGAACCUUCGCUAUGCCCGGUCUCCGAGGCGUCACAGAAAACCCAUAGUGUAUAACCCUGAUGUUACAAAGCUCGCCGACGAGCUUGCUAGAUACGCUCAUGCAAUUCAAAAGGCGUUUCAUGACUUCGACGAGUCUGGUACCGUGUUGCCAGCACCAUUUCGGGAGCUCUGCCAGGGCUUCAAUUUCAUUCAGCGUUGCACCAAACGCAUCCAAGAGAGUUGCACCACUGUCGAUGCAGCAACCACCAAGGUCGACCAGCAUGUCGAGGAUGCGGCAUCUGUUGUCUCUGAAACAGACAGUCUGUUUUUGGAUCAGUUAAAUUGA
Molecule: messenger RNA, 540 nt
Organism: Podospora pseudocomata
Lineage: Eukaryota; Fungi; Ascomycota; Sordariomycetes; Sordariales; Podosporaceae
Exons: 2
Coding region: 1-540 (179 amino acids)
Source: RefSeq, a predicted model, not a curated record